Phaethon lepturus (White-tailed tropicbird) is the source of this 702-nucleotide messenger RNA. RefSeq names its product solute carrier family 25 member 43-like. NCBI's taxonomy places the organism in Eukaryota, Metazoa, Chordata, Aves, Phaethontiformes, Phaethontidae. The record is from RefSeq and is a predicted model, not a curated record. The annotation marks the transcript as partial. The transcript is spliced from 3 exons. Gene Ontology annotation, biological process: transmembrane transport.
AUGGGCUCAGCCUGCGCCAGCCAAUCCAGCCUGCUGCAGAUCUCGCUCGGGCUGACGCUGCGCGGGGGCUUGUUACUCAUCUGGCUGAGCAAGAGUCAUCCUCCCGGCUCUGCCUGCGCCUUUCGGGAAAGGAGAGAUAAAGCAACGCUGCAACUGGGCAGCUUUGUUGUGUCCUUCGGCUUGCUUGUUAUACUUUUCACGGAUGAGUUGGGUCAUAUUUCCCACUGGAGAGCCAUCAUGGCAGGAAGUCUGGCUGGCAUGGUUGCAACCAUUGUGACUUACCCCACUGACGUAAUUAAAACACGGCUCAUUGUGCAGAACCGACUGGAACCAUCCUAUGAAGGAAUUCUUCAUGCUUUUUACAAAAUUUAUCAUCAAGAAGGACUCCUUGCACUCUACCGUGGCGUUUCACCAGCUAUAUUAGGUGCUGUCCCAUUUUCUGCGGGCUCAUUUUUUGUUUACAUCAAUCUGGACAAAAUCUGGCAAGAACCCAUCGUUCAUUUCACUCCCCUUCAGAACUUCAUAAAUGGCUGUGUAGCAGCUGGUGUGGCACAGACACUUUCCUUCCCCUUUGAGACUGUCAAGAGGAAGAUGCAGGUACAGAGCAUUCAUAUUACUAGUAACUUGUUAUACGUGCUUGUUGCAGGAGCUUGGGACAAGACUAACCAGAUGAUCACGAAUGCCACUUUGGUUCUCUUACCA